This is a messenger RNA of Enterospora canceri, 621 nucleotides long. Lineage: Eukaryota; Fungi; Microsporidia; Enterocytozoonidae. The record is from the annotation of a GenBank genome assembly.
AUGCACAUAAAUCACCAGCACCUUUAUUUUAGGGCAGAAAUAGAAGAGAAGACAGUCAAAAUAGUGAAGAAUGAGACAGAAACAGAAACAAGCAGGGAGUUCACGUUUGUAAGCAGGAUGUAUCGGGGUAGAAAUGCACAGAUCAUUGGGAAGAGGAACAUGCGCCACUAUAAGUUCAUCAAGGUGGACGAGAAGGAGUUUAGGGGGCGUAUUUAUGAAAUAUACCACUAUAGCGAGUAUUUGGUUAGGGUAUUGAAGUAUGGGCUGGAACACAGGAUGCUGAUUGAGAAGGAGAGUUUGACAGGUGGAAAGGUGAAUGAGGCAUUGGCAAUUCACUUGAAUAGCAGAAUGGGAGACUACAAAAUGAGAGAGGAAGAAAGGAGGAUAAUGGAAGAGUGGAACAGGCUGAGGAUUGAGGGAAGAGGGGCAUUGGAGGCAGCGUACGAGGUGUUGGGGCUCUUUGGAGUCACAGAGGAGGUGCUUGGGCUGCUUGAGAUUCUCUACACGCAGGGAGUGGUGACUUCUCUUGAUUUGAUGCAGGCACUAAACAGGUACGAAGCAAAGAAGGAGACGACUGGUGAUAAAAAGGUGUUCGUCCACUCUGACACACGUGCAUCAUAA